Molecule: messenger RNA, 1617 nt
Organism: Teleopsis dalmanni
Lineage: Eukaryota; Metazoa; Arthropoda; Insecta; Diptera; Diopsidae
Gene: Poxn
Product: paired box pox-neuro protein
Exons: 4
Coding region: 159-1493 (444 amino acids)
Biological process (GO): anatomical structure development; regulation of transcription by RNA polymerase II
Molecular function (GO): DNA-binding transcription factor activity, RNA polymerase II-specific; RNA polymerase II cis-regulatory region sequence-specific DNA binding
Source: RefSeq, a predicted model, not a curated record
UCGGUAGAAUCGCUGAAACUACAGCAACCGGCAAGCUGAGCAGCUGUGAAACUGAGCGACGAAGUGGCCGAACUAGCGAGUGACACACUUGGAUACGCUAUACGCUGACAGUUAAACAAACCGUCGCAAUCCCAAACCGACCAGUGAAAACUUGGAGUAUGCCACACACAGGGCAAGCUGGUGUUAAUCAACUGGGUGGCGUUUUUGUCAAUGGGCGACCACUACCAGAUUAUGUACGCAGAAGAAUUGUGGAACUCGCGCUUUGUGGUGUUCGCCCUUGUGAUAUAUCACGUCAAUUAUUGGUUUCACAUGGUUGUGUUUCCAAGAUAUUAACUCGUUUUUAUGAAACUGGAUCUAUACGUCCUGGAUCAAUCGGAGGCAGUAAAACUAAGCAAGUUGCCACGCCCACUGUCGUCAAGAAAAUCAUACGCCUCAAGGAAGAAAACAGCAGCAUGUUUGCUUGGGAAAUUCGCGAACAACUCCAACAGCAGCGCAUUUGUGAUCCUAGCUCUGUACCAUCUAUUAGUUCCAUAAAUCGUAUUUUACGCAAUAGUGGACUUUGCACGGAUGAGAUGACCAGUCAGCAAAGUGCCGCUGCGGCGGCUGCUAAUCAAAUGUGCUCAGCAGCAUAUGUAAAUCCUGCUCAUAUAUAUGUGAAUGCAACUAGUAAGUCAACAGCGGCUAGUGAAACUGCAACUACUGGACAUCUUCAAAUUACAACACUACCUACACAUCCUGCCACAAUACCAACACAUUUGUCUCCUCAAACACAUCCACACAGCAUGAGUUUGCCGCCGCAUUUUCGUUACAACUCUGCGGUUAAUAAUUCUGUUCUACUGGGCGAUCAUGGAAAAACAGUUGCUGAUAUGCCCAUCAAACCAGCACCAAAGCUAGCAGCUUCGUUAUCAUGUAGCAGUGCCGCUUUGGCUGCAUCCACAUCCACGGCUGUUUCAGGACAAUUGCAUGCGCAAGAUCUUAGUUAUUCGACAUUCCCAAAAAAUUGGCUAUGGAACUCUUCUUUGUUUUAUUACACCCAAGUGCAGGCUGCAGGUCAAUUCUUACCAUACUCACAUCCACAAAAUGCGAGCUUCUUUGGCACAAAAUCUGAAAGUUCUAUAGAUUUGACAUCGCCCAGCGGUGCCGAUACACUUAGCGACUGUGAUUCUGGUAAAUCAUCGCCAGCAACAUCGCUUAAAAGUUCUCACACAAGCUCUGAAUCAGUUCCAACAAAUAUCACAAAUUAUCGUAAACGCAAUCCCUAUUCCAUUGAAGAACUGCUUAAACCCGAAAAGCGACAAAAACUUGAGUUAGAAAAUAAAAAGCAAUUAAAUGUGGAUGACUUGAGUAUGAAAAAAGAAGACGAGGUUUGCGGCAACAGUUCGGUUUCAAGCGGUAGCAGUUCAUGUGGUGAUAGUUGCGACGGCGUGCGCCCAUCAACUGAGGAACCAAAUGAAACUGCGGAUUGUUGUGAAAACUUGGAAGUUGUACACUAAGAAAAUUUUGUAAAAUAAUAUUGAGCGGAUAUCAUAGUAUUUUUGUUAUAAAUAUUUCGGCCUCAUUUUUAAGUCCUUCGAAAAGAGUUUAAAACAAAACAGAGGCUAUAGGACAAGUUGAAUA